UUCUUUGUGUUGUUUUUUAUUUUUCACCGAUAUCGAGCUACUGUAUAUGUGUGUGGUAAUAUGGCAGAAGCCAGUGUUCCUUUGGUUCAGGAUCAGUUUAUCUGUUCAAUCUGUCUGGAUCUACUGAAGGAUCCAGUGACUAUUCCCUGUGGACACAGUUACUGUAUGAGCUGUAUUACAGACUGCUGGGAUCAGGAUGAUCAGAAGAGAGUCUACAGCUGCCCUCAGUGCAGACAGACUUUCACUCCAAGACCUGUUUUAGGUAAAAACACAAUGCUGGCUGAAGUGGUGGAGAAACUGAAGAACACUAAACUACAAGCUGCUCGUCCUGAUCUCUGUUAUGCUGAACCUGGAGAUGUGGAGUGUGACGUCUGUACUGAGAGAAAACACAAAGCUGUCAAGUCCUGUCUGGUGUGUCUCAGCUCUUACUGUCAAAAUCAUUUUGAGCGUCAUGAAGAACUUCACUCUGGAAAGCGACACAAAGUGAUUGAUGCCACUGGACGACUACAGCAGAUGAUCUGCCCUCAACAUGAUAAACUUUUAGAGAUUUACUGUCGUGCAGAUCAGUGCUGUAUAUGUUAUCUGUGUAUGGUGGAUGAACACAAAAAACAUGAUACUGUAUCAACUGCAACAGAGAGAUCUGAGAAUCAGAAACAACUGAAGCAGAUACAGAGUAAAUACCAACAGAAAAUUCAGGAGACACAGAAGAAGCUUCAGAAGCUGAGAGAGGCUGUGGAGACUCAUAAGUGCUCUGCUCAGGCAGCAGUGGAGGACACUGAGAAGAUCUUUACUGAACUGAUCCGCUCCAUUGAGAGAAGUCGCUCUGAGAUGAUAAAGCUGAUCAGAGUUCAGGAAAAGGCUGCAGUGAGUCGAGCUGAAGAACUCUUGAAGCGUCUGGAGCAGGAGAUUGAUGAUCUGAGGAGGAGAGAUGCUGAGCUGGAGCAGCUUUCACAAACAGAUGAUCACAUCCAUUUCCUCCAGAGUUUUCAGUCUGUCUGUGUUUCGCCUGGAUCUACAGACUCACUCAGUUUCACUGUCAGUUCUCGCCUCUCUUUUAAUAAUGUAACGAAGCAUGUGUCCCAUCUGAGAGAUAAACUGGAGACUUUUUGCAUAGAGGACACAAAACAUAUAUUUGACAGAGUAAUGUGUACUGAGAUUAUUCCCACCCCUAAACCCGUGACCAGGAAACAGUUCCAACGAUAUUAUCGGCAGUUCACUCUGGAUCCAAACACAAUGCAUCAACGUCUGUCUGAGAAGGGCAGAAUGAUUACUAACACUAGAAAAAUCCAGCCGUAUCCUGAUCAUCCAGACAGAUUUGAUAGUUAUUAUCAGGUGUUGUGUAGAGAGAGUGUGUGUGGACGCUGUUACUGGGAGGUUGAGUGGAGUGAGGAUGUGGAUAUAUCAGUGUCAUAUAAGAGCAUCAGCAGAAAGGGACGGGGUGAUGAGACUGUGUUUGGAUAUAAUGAUCAGUCGUGGAGUUUGUCAUGCUAUGACUCCAGUUACUCCUUCUGGCACAGAAACAAAGAGACUGAACUCCCUGUUAUGUCCAUAUCUUCUAGAAUAGGAGUGUAUGUGGAUCACAGUGCAGGAACUCUGUCCUUCUACAGCGUCUCUGACACAAUGACCCUCAUCCACAGAGUACACACCAUAUUCACUCAACCUCUCUAUCCUGGGUUUGAAGUGCGUAAAGGAUCAAAAAUAAAACUAUGUGAUGUAGUUUAAUAUAUUGUCCAGGGGUUCCACAAAUGAGAGUUACAGAGUAAUCUUAAUCUUAAUCGCUCUCCUCUCCAAUAGGAAAAUAUCCAAGGGAAAAUGUUGCUUUUUCAGACCUUUGGAGAGCUAAUGAAGUUAAUACUUUUUAUGAGAAAUAAAAAUAUAAACAAAUUAGACAAUUGAUAAGGAUGCAGCUGUUAAAUGAAUGUAGAUUUUAGAGGUAAAAUAUUAUAGAUUUGGGUACAUUUGAUGAGAAAUGGUAUUGUAAUCUUUAAUAUUAUAUUUUGCUUGCAGACUUGACAAAGUUGUUCUCUCAGUAUGUGACAUUGUUGAGAAACUAAUAGAUACAUUUGUGAGAUUUUCAAGCCAUUUUUUCAGGGGAAAUAGACGCAAACACAGGAUAUUCUAUCAAAAGCUUUAGUUUUCUCUCCAUUUCUGAUAUCUAGAAGAAUAAUUAAAAUAUUAGAUAUCUCAUCUUUGUUUUUUCUAUUUUAUGGGUUAAUGUCAAGUUAAUUCAUUUAUUUUGUGAUUGGAAAAAAAAACCUAGUGAUAUUAAGGUUUGAAUAAGAAAGAACUGCUCUUAUAUUUGUUUUAAUACACUUUUAUACACAUGCAUAUUUAAAAUAAAAUGAUUUACUUUUUGUUUGUUUAAAGUG
Molecule: messenger RNA, 2369 nt
Organism: Triplophysa dalaica
Lineage: Eukaryota; Metazoa; Chordata; Actinopteri; Cypriniformes; Nemacheilidae
Product: tripartite motif-containing protein 16-like protein
Exons: 6
Coding region: 61-1722 (553 amino acids)
Molecular function (GO): protein binding; zinc ion binding
Source: RefSeq, a predicted model, not a curated record